Messenger RNA from Pieris macdunnoughi, 810 nucleotides. The record is from the annotation of a GenBank genome assembly. Lineage: Eukaryota; Metazoa; Arthropoda; Insecta; Lepidoptera; Pieridae.
AUGGAAAAAUACGCGCCAUCUUUGUUUAUAAACCAUGGCGGAGGGCCUUUGCCUGUAUUAGGUGAAAAACAUAAUAUGGAAAUGGCAGAUUCAUUACGUAAUAUAUCUUCAUUUGUGGAUUUUAAACGUAUAAAGGCAAUAAUAUUAGUCACAGCUCACCGCGAAGAGGACAUUGUUACGAUAUCUUCCGGGAAGAACAACGAUUUAAUUUACGAUUACUCAAAUUUCCCGCCAGAGAGCUAUGAGUUCAAAUACCCAGCGGUCGGUGACCCCAUUUUGGCGGGAAGACUGCACAAAGCAUUCGAAAACGCGAAUAUACCAUCGAGCUUAGAUGAGAAAAGAGGCUGGGACCAUGGAGUGUUUAUACCAAUGAUGCUAAUUAACCCAAAAGCUGAUAUACCCAUUGUUCAAGUGUCAAUUUUAAAAAAUCAAAAUGCCCGUGAUCAUUACAACGUUGGAAAAGUGUUAUACGAAUUUAGGAAGGAAGGCAUCGCUAUUAUUGGCUCGGGCAUGUCAUACCACAAUAUGAAAGAAUUUAAAAAGGCAGGACAGCUGUACAACGAUGAAGUUGUUGUUAAUGAGGAGUUUGACAAAUUCCUUAAUGAUGUUUGCUUGGGUGUGUUGAGCCCGGAAGCCAUUUUUGAUUGGGAUAAGACACCACAAGGGUACGAAUGUCAUCCUUUGGGAGAAGCAGAACAUUUGAUGCCUUUGAUCGUAAGUUUGGGUGCGGCUGGAAAUAAUACUGGGAAAAAUAUAUUUUCGUCAGUGUUUUAUAAGAAAUUUAAGCUAUGUGCGUUUAUUUGGAACUAA